CGAAAACUGUCACUCGCUCCCAACCCCUGGAAGAUAUUCUCCCACCGAGACAUUUUUAGAUUCUCAAAAGCGUAGGCUUGGAAGCUUGUCACGGGCCUGAUCGACCUUAUCUUCAAGCACAUGGAAGGACUUGGCGAUAUGCUCCAAGACCGAAAACCUUGCUCCAAUAAAAACAACCCCCGAUAUCCCGCUCAAUCCAUCUGCGUUUUGCUUCAGAAUGGCUUUGCUCAUCCUAGGCGCACAUUGAAUGAAACAAUACUGUUGGUGCCAAAUGCCAACGGGACCUUCACUUCUCCAGGUGUUCGAACACCCUUUUCACAACUUGGGAACAAAUUCGAAGUAUUUCAUGACUUAGCUUGCGUCAGCCAGGUUUAGUCUGUUCGAGUAUGUAGUGAGUGCUGUAGGAGAUAUCUUGGCUACAGGAAAAGGGCACUUGAUGUGCUUUGAAGAUGGGGCUUCACAGAAAGGUACAUAUAUCUCAAGGUAAAGUCGGAGGAAACAAAUAUAUGCACCUAACUAGAACACUGCCGGUCAGCUAGCUAUCAGCCCUUGAACUUCUUUCGUGCCAUUCCAAUCUUACCACUCUUUGUAGCACACAUUUUGAUCAAAAGUCCACAGCCGCAAAGAUGGCAGCCGACAAAAAGGAGCCCUCGGUGGACGCUGACUCGUUCCACAGUUCAACCGACAGCUCGUCAUCUAUACGAGCACACCGCCCUCACACGAUGACAGCAGCUCAAGUCAUCAACAAACUUGGAUCUGAUUCUCGAGGUGGGCUCAGCCAAAGUGAAGCGGCGUCUCGGCUCCAGUUGUACGGCAAGAAUGCAUUGGAUGAUGGACCCGGUGUCCAACCGAUCAAGAUUCUUAUCAACCAAAUUGCCAAUGCGAUGAUGUUGGUUCUGACCAUGGCUAUGGUCGUGAGCUUCGCCAUCAAGUCUUGGAUUGAAGGUGGCGUCAUUUCGCUAGUUAUUAUCCUCAAUAUUGUCGUUGGCUUCUUCCAAGAGUACGCAGCAGAGAAAACUAUGGGUGCUCUCAAAGCUCUCGGCUCACCCACGGCUCAAGUCAUAAGAGACGGGUCAACUGAAGUCAUCGCCUCCGCAGAACUGGUUCCCGGCGAUCUGGUAGAAUUGUCCACUGGAAACAUCAUCCCUGCGGAUGUUCGCUUGAUCGAAGCAACGAAUUUUGAAACCGAUGAGGCUCUACUUACGGGAGAAUCGCUUCCUGUCGCAAAAGUUUUCGACGCCGUCUUUGACGAGGAAACCGGACCCGGCGAUCGAUUGAACCUUGCAUACAGUUCGUCGACCGUUACAAAGGGAAGAGCAAAGGGUAUAGUCAUAGCAACGGGAAUGAAAACUGAGAUCGGCUCUAUUGCUACUGCACUGCGGGACGGUAACACCAAAGUCCGCAAGCCUCAUGUGUCCAAAAAUGGCAAGGUCAAGUCGUAUCGAUACGUCGAGGCCUGGGCACUUACUAGCGCUGAUGCUGUUGGAAGAUUCAUGGGAGUGAAUGUCGGCACCCCCCUAGCACGUAAAUUAUCAAAGCUUGCAAUCCUUCUUUUCGUCAUUGCUCUCAUUUGCGCUGUCAUCGUUGAGGCAGCAAAUUCCUUUUCUGGAGCAAACGAGAUUAUCAUCUAUGCAGUGGCUACUGGCCUCAGUAUGAUCCCAGCAUCAUUAAUUGUUGUGCUUACGAUAACCAUGGCUGUGGGGACGAAAAUCAUGUCUCAGAGGAAUGUUAUUGUUCGAAAAAUGGAUUCCCUCGAGGCUCUUGGGGCCGUGACAAACAUUUGCUCUGACAAGACAGGGACGUUGACCCAAGGUCGCAUGGUUGUAAAGAAGGCAUGGGUCGCCGCAACUGGUACUUAUACAGUUGGCAACACCAACGAGCCAUUCAAUCCGGAGAUAGGCGAGAUCCGCUUCCUCCCAGGCAAUCCACGACAGAACGAAACCGGAAACAAAAAAGAGGAUGCAGAUGGAUGGGCGCAAUUCGAUGCUAAUGAUCCAGACCUCCUCAGUUAUCUCCGCAUUGCUUCACUCGCCAACAUCGCUCAAGUGGAAAAGGGUGUGGAAGGCGUAUGGAAAGCUCGCGGAGACCCAACUGAAAUAUCCAUCCAGGUUUUUGCUUCGCGCUUCAACCACAAUCGCGAUAAGCUCACGAAGGGGGAGAAAGCAGAAUGGAUUGAGAUAGCUGAAUUUCCGUUCGAUUCGGACUGUAAGCGGAUGUCAACAAUUUACGCAGAGGCUUCUUCACCUUCACAGCGCCACGUCUUCUCCAAAGGUGCUGUAGAACGAAUCCUUCCAUGCUGCACCACCAUUCAAUGCCAAGGCAGCAAGACACCAGUUCCAAUGUCUACAGAAUUCGAGACAACGAUCCACAUCAAUGUUGAAACUUUGGCAAAACAAGGGCUUCGAGUCCUAGCCUUUGCUAGCAAGACCAUCUCUGAGGAGAUUGACACCCAAGGCGUUGACAGAGCAGAGAUCGAGCAUAGUUUCACCUUUCGUGGGCUUGUUGGGCUCUAUGAUCCGCCGCGUCCAGAGUCCGCGGAAGCAGUCAAAGGCUGCGCAAGGGCUGGUAUUGCAGUCCACAUGCUAACUGGUGACCAUCCCAGCACAGCCGAAGCCAUAGCACGCCAGAUCGGCAUCGUGCCCGCAACAUCCCAACUCCCAUCCAUGUCUGCCCCGGCAGCUAGCAGCCUGGUCAUGACCGCAGCGCAAUUCGACAAGCUCACAGACAACCAAGUCGACGCAUUACCCAUGCUUCCUAAAGUUAUUGCACGCUGUACACCCACCACCAAGGUGCGAAUGAUCGACGCCCUUCAUCGCCGUGGGAAGUUUUGCGCCAUGACUGGGGACGGAGUCAACGAUUCUCCCUCCUUGGCUCGCGCAGAUGUUGGAAUAGCCAUGGGGCAAGCCGGCUCGGAUGUCGCGAAAGAUGCAUCGGAUAUCGUGCUUACGGACGAUAACUUUGCGUCGAUUCUUAAUGCUAUUGAAGAAGGUCGAAGGAUCUUCGAUAACAUUAAGAAGUUCGUAUUGCAUUUGUUGGCAGAAAACAUCGCACAGGCAUGUACCUUAUUGAUAGGCCUUGCCUUCAAAGACAGCAGCGGUAACUCCGUGUUUCCACUGGCUCCCGUCGAGAUUCUGUGGGUGAUUAUGGUGACGUCGGGUAUGCCAGAUAUGGGGCUGGGCAUGGAGGUUGCUGCACCUGAUAUUAUGUCUCGGCCUCCGCACAAUCUCAAACAAGGUGUCUUCACUCUUGAAGUUAUGCUCGACAUGGUUGUGUACGGUUUCUGGAUGGCUUCCCUCUGCGUCGCCUCUUUCGUGAUAGUCGUAUUCUGGUUCGGAAACGGUAACCUUGGACAGGGAUGUAACACAAGCUACAAUGACAGCUGUGACCUAGUCUUCCGCGCCCGCGCAACAACUUUUGUCUGCUUAACCUGGUUCGCGCUCUUCCUUGCCUGGGAAAUGGUGAAUUUCCGACGCAGUUUCUUCCGCAUGCAACCUAAAUCCACCAAAUUCUUCACACAAUGGUACCACGACGUUCGACAAAACAGCUUUCUCUUCUGGUCGAUUAUCGCGGGCUUCGUGACGAUCUUUCCGACGCUGUACAUACCGACGCUGAACACGGUGGUGUUUAAGCAUAAGGGCAUUACGUGGGAGUGGGGCAUUGUCUUAGUGGAGAGCGUGUUGUUUUUUGCGGGCUGCGAGGCCUGGAAGCUUGCUAAGAGGGUUUAUUUUAGGAGACAGGCUGGGAAGGGGGGCGAUGUGGAGAGUAGUUUGAUGGGCGGCGCUGGAGUUGAAAGAGGCGAUUGACAAAAGGAGUGUCGUGUAUGUGGAAGGAGGAGCCUCGCUACUGAGAGUCAUUUAAAUUUAAUAAUUCUUGACUCCCUCUUUGAACUUCGUAAUAUGUUCUUCUGUAAUAAGUAUCAAAAGCAGAAAAGUUGAUUGGGAA
Cadophora gregata is the source of this 3942-nucleotide messenger RNA. RefSeq lists its product as uncharacterized. The coding region runs from base 627 to 3803 and encodes 1058 amino acids. The transcript is spliced from 7 exons. Gene Ontology annotation, molecular function: ATP hydrolysis activity; P-type calcium transporter activity; ATP binding. The record is from RefSeq and is a predicted model, not a curated record. Gene Ontology annotation, cellular component: plasma membrane. Gene Ontology annotation, biological process: calcium ion transmembrane transport; intracellular calcium ion homeostasis. Lineage: Eukaryota; Fungi; Ascomycota; Leotiomycetes; Helotiales; Ploettnerulaceae.